GUGGAGAUAAAUUGCAUUGCAGCCAAUUAAAAUUUAAAAAAAAAAAAGAAAAAAAAAAGGGAAAAAUGGCGUUGGUGUCUUCUCCUCCUUGUUCGCCUCGUCCUCCCCCAAAUCGCAGCUUCUACAGCACCGCCAUGGCCACCCAAUCCUCUUCCUUCGCCGGCUCUCUCCGGCGACCCAUUCGCCAUUGCCGGCUUCCAAUCACCGCCUCCCACCUCUGCACUCAUAGCCACACAUUCCCUUCCACAUUCGACCGGUCUUUGGUUACCAUCGACGAGGCUUUCUCCGACGACCAGCUUUGGGCCGCCGCUUGUCUCCGCGUCCGCUCAUUCUAUCACUUCCAGCCCAACUCGUUUGGUGUCCAAGAUCACAAAAGAUACUUGGCUGAGCGUGAGUUUGAAGCAUUAAAAGAACGUGUUGCAGGUAAAAGGACGGGCUUUAGAAGAGUUUCUUGCAUAAAUGCCACUGUUCCACUGUCACAUACAUCAAAGCUUUCGGAUGAAUUAUCUGCUGAAUGUAAGUUUUUAAGCAAUGGAGAGGAUCGAGUAGUAGUUGGGACCCUUGACCUUAACCAAUGUUUGAGACUUCCAGACGAGAUAACAGGAAGGAAACCUGAGGGAAUUGGAGCUGAUUUUGCUCGGGCAUACCUGAGCAAUGUAUGUGUUGCUGCAGAACUACAAAGAAAUGGGUUGGGUUAUGCACUUAUUGCAAAGUCAAAGUCAGUUGCUCAAGAAUGGGGUAUAAGUGAUCUAUAUGUGCAUGUAGCUAUUGACAAUGAGCCAGCAAAGAAUUUGUACAUGAAGAGUGGUUUCAUUUAUGAAAACGAUGAACCUGCAUGGCAAGCCAGGUUUCUGGAUCGACCAAGGAGGAUUCUUCUAUGGACCGGUCUACCUGGUGUGCAACUAUAGCCUUUAUGUUUCAUUAUGAAGUUAUUUUUACCAUGUGGCAUAAUUCAAUCCAAUUUAUUGUUCUCCUUGAAACGCUCUAGCGUCAGUUAGAUGCAUAGCAUACAAUAUACAUGUUCAUAGUAUGUCAAACAGAUGCUUUUUAUGUUUAUUAAAAAAUGAUGAGACAAAAUGUCUGCAUAUUUGGUCAGAAGAUAGCAUUGGAAUGUAAACUUCAGAAUUUCAUUGUAAUUAUUUGAUUGGAUAAUGGACAACAAUGCACAUUUCUUCC
Ziziphus jujuba (common jujube) is the source of this 1176-nucleotide messenger RNA. Its product is annotated as GCN5-related N-acetyltransferase 7, chloroplastic. The coding region runs from base 66 to 908 and encodes 280 amino acids. NCBI's taxonomy places the organism in Eukaryota, Viridiplantae, Streptophyta, Magnoliopsida, Rosales, Rhamnaceae. Gene Ontology annotation, cellular component: chloroplast. Gene Ontology annotation, molecular function: acyltransferase activity, transferring groups other than amino-acyl groups. The record is from RefSeq and is a predicted model, not a curated record. The transcript has 5 exons.